Cannabis sativa is the source of this 1164-nucleotide messenger RNA. Its product is annotated as ethylene-responsive transcription factor ERF017-like. Bases 215 to 835 code for a protein of 206 amino acids. Gene Ontology annotation, molecular function: DNA-binding transcription factor activity; DNA binding. The record is from RefSeq and is a predicted model, not a curated record. The transcript has a single exon. Gene Ontology annotation, biological process: regulation of DNA-templated transcription. Lineage: Eukaryota; Viridiplantae; Streptophyta; Magnoliopsida; Rosales; Cannabaceae.
AAAACUUCAAUUCAUAACACCACCAAACCAAACACAAUACUGAUCAUAACAAAUUCUUUUGUUUCCCCACACACGAGCCACUCUUCUGUUCUAAAUCACAAUUAUCUCAUCAUCACGGGAUUUAUUCAUUAUAUUAUUAUUAUUAUUAUUAUUUGUUACUUUUAACCAAUACAAACAACAACUUUACUAAAUCAAACAAAAGAAAAACGAAAAAAUGGUGAAACAAAACACUAUUGAGAAGAAUCAGCCCGAAUCAGAGAGAAAUGAUUUAAGGUACAAGGGCGUAAGGAAGAGGAAGUGGGGGAAAUGGGUCUCUGAAAUCAGACUACCAAACAGCCGUGAGAGGAUUUGGUUGGGAUCUUACGACACCGCCGAGAAGGCGGCGCGUGCAUUCGACGCUGCUCUUUUUUGCUUGCGUGGCAGGUCAGCCAAGUUCAACUUCCCCGACAAUCCGCCGGAGAUUGCCGGCGGCAGGUCUCUCACGCCGACCGAGAUCCAGGCUGAGGCGGCGAGGUUCGCGAACUCGGAGGCUUCGAACAGCCACCACCAUUCGGAUCGAACCGUGCCGGAGCUGAUACAGAUGGAGUCACCAUCGCCAUCAGUGUCGGAUGGAAGUGGAAUGGCUCACUUCGACAGUGACGUGGCGACUGACGUGUCGUAUAUGGAUUUGUUCUCGAAUAUGGGUUCGGGUAAUUACGCUACGGAUUACGGGUUGUUUCCGGGUUUUGAUGAUCUGACUGGCGAUUUUUACGCACCGCCGAUGCCAACUAUCGAUUAUGAAGAUAAUUCCUUCGAUGGCGUUCUAGUUCAGGAUUCAUAUCUCUGGAAUUUCUGAAAAAAUAUACAUAAUUAUAAAAAAAAAACAAAGGAAAAGAAAAGAAAUACUCUAGAUACUAUCUAAUUUUUUUACGGGUCAGUAUUCGGAUCAUGUUUUAGAUUUUUUCCGAAUCUCAUUGACUUGUUAUUUCACCCGGAGUAAUUUAAAUUCGGGUUUGGGUGGACCAAUUUUAGUACGGAACAUCCUUCAGUCAAUAGUAUCAUCUUCCACAAUUUCAUAUAAAUUGUGUGCGUUUGGUUUUUUUUUAAUAGCAAUUAUUUUUUGUAAUCAAAAUGUAAAGACAUUAUUAUACAUUUUGUAAUUUUGUAGCAAGUAUUAUUAUUGAA